GCAGCACCCAACACCUGGCAACGCUGAAGAACCUGGCGCCGGCUCGAGCGAUCGGAGUCGGUUCAUUGUUCUUUCGACGCGGAGCGCAGACCCCUGUGCAGCCAAAGUUCAACUAUUUUCGUUAUUUGAGUUUUUCUAGCAAGCAUUUUGAAGCCAUGAAGUUCAAGUAUCCGACGCCCCGGCGGGAUGAAACUGUCGUGGACAUUUACCACGGUGUGAAGGUUGCAGACCCCUACAGGUGGAUGGAGGAUCCCGAUAGCGAGGAAACAAAGGCCUUUGUUGAUGCUCAGAAUGCCGUCACAACACCCUUCUUGGAACAGUGCAAGGAGCGUCAGAAGAUUAAAGAAAGGCUACGGCAGCUGUAUGACUAUCCUCGCUUUGGCUGCCUCAAGAAGCACGGAAAGCGUUACUUCUGCUACAUGAACACAGGGCUUCAGAACCAAAGUGUCCUCUAUGUCCAGGACUCUCUCGAAGCUGAGCCAAGAGUGUUCUUUGAUCCUAAUGAGCUGUCUGAGGAUGGAACAGUGUCUGUCAGCUCCACAAGUUUUUCGGAAGAUGGGGAACUUUUUGCAUAUGGCCUCAGCUACAGUGGGUCUGACUGGAUUAAGAUCUUCAUCAAGCGAGUGGCCACGGGUGAGAACUUUCCAGAGACUCUGGAACGGGUGCGGUACACAGAUAUGUCCUGGACGCAUGACAACAAGGGGUUCUUCUACGGUAAAUACCCCGAAAAUCUCCAGAAGGCCGAUGGCACUGGAACAGACAAGGCGCAAGACCAGAAGCUCUACUACCACCGGGUGGGCACACCACAGACAGAGGACGUCCUUUGUGCCGAGUUCCCAGAGAAACCUCAGUGGAGGGUGGGUGGCCAGGUCAGCGACUGUGGCAAAUAUGUCAUCGUGACUGUGGAAGAAGGAUGCAAGGACAACCAGCUCUAUGUUGCUGACCUUUCCAAACUCUCCGAUGGCAUCAAAGAAAAGCUGGAACUGAAGUGCCUGGUUGGCAAGUUCGAAGCAGAGUACGACUACAUCACCAAUGAAGGCAGUGUGUUCACCUUCCGUACCAACAAGAACCGGCCGCGUUAUGGCCUGGUCAACAUCGACCUGGCUGACUGUGCAGAGGAAUCCUGGAAGGACCUAAUACUCCAGGAUGAAAAAGAUGUCCUGGACUGGGCAGCUUGUGUGCACAAGAACAAGCUAGUGGUCUGCUACCUGCGCGAUGUCAAGAAUGUGCUUCAAUUACAUGCUCUCUCUACUGGAGCAAAAAUCAUGGACUUCCCCCUAGAAGUUGGCACUAUCACUGGUUUUGCUGGUGAAAAGAAAGACCAUGAGAUUUUUUACUUUUUCACAUCCUUCUUGACGCCUGGCACCAUCUACUACUGCGACCUCAGUAAAGAGCCCAUCAGUCCGAAGGUUUACAAGAAAAUUAGUCCUCCUGGAUUUGAUGCCAGCAAGUUCGAGACCAAGCAGGUGUUCUACACAAGCAAGGAUGGAACCAAGGUCCCCAUGUUCAUUGUUCAACAAAAGGGACUGCCCGUCAAAUCGCCGUGCCUGCUGUAUGCCUAUGGAGGCUUCAACCGGAGCCUGCAGCCUUACUUCAGCGUGUCGUGCCUGCUGCUCAUGCAGCAUUUGGGCUUUGUGUAUGCCAUUGCCAACGUGCGUGGAGGAGGGGAGUAUGGCGAGGCAUGGCACAAUGCAGGCCGCCUUUUCCAUAAACAAAACACGUUUGACGAUCUGCAGUCAGCCGCUGAGUACCUCGUCGAGAACAACUACACGACCAAGGAGAAGCUUGUGGUGCAGGGUGGCUCCAAUGGAGGCCUUGUGGUGGCAGCAUGUGCCAAUCAGCGGCCUGACCUGUUCAAGUGCAUCAUCUGCCAAGUAGGCGUGCUGGACAUGCUACGUUUCCACAAGUUUACCAUUGGUUAUGCGUGGACAUCAGACUACGGAAGCUCGGAUGAUGAAAAAAUGUUCAGUUACCUGUACAGGUACUCGCCUCUGCAUAAUAUACCGGCCGUGAUGGGUGACGACGUCCAGUACCCCUGCAUACUGCUGCUGACGGCCGACCAUGAUGAUCGUGUCGUGCCAUGCCAUUCGCUCAAGUUCAUUGCUCAGCUGCAACACACCCACGGGAAUUCCAACAAGCAGACAAACCCUCUGUUGAUCCAUAUCGACACCAAGGCUGGACAUGGGCAUGGCAAGCCCAUUUCUAAAGUGAUUGAUGAACUGACAGACACGUACAGCUUUGUGGUGAAUUGCCUCAACUUGGAAUUCAAGGAGUAGGUGCCAUGGACAAGCUGGUCUUCUUGCCAAGCGCAUUUUAUUUUUUCUUUGUUUUUUUACUGGUGUGAAGUCACGAACAGCCUCUUUUUGCUGUGAGAAAUUAUAGAGUUGCUCAAGGUUUUGUCAA
Messenger RNA from Dermacentor andersoni, 2403 nucleotides. RefSeq names its product prolyl endopeptidase. The record is from RefSeq and is a predicted model, not a curated record. Gene Ontology annotation, cellular component: cytosol. Gene Ontology annotation, biological process: proteolysis. Gene Ontology annotation, molecular function: serine-type endopeptidase activity; oligopeptidase activity. Lineage: Eukaryota; Metazoa; Arthropoda; Arachnida; Ixodida; Ixodidae.